AUGGCGCCCAUAACAUCCAUUUCGCUUCUGCUCGCAGCAUCAAGCGUAGCACUCACCUCCAUAAUCCCCCUCAUCCCCAACCAAAACCAGCAGCAACUCUCCAACACCGAUGACACGAGCGACACUCCCCUCCCCCUCAUAAUCUGGCACGGUCUCGGCGACAACUUCGCAGGCGAAGGUCUCGCCUCCGUCGCUGAACUGGCUGAAGAAAUAAACCCAGGAACCCUCACCUACAUAAUCCGACUCGGGGACGACCCGAACGCAGACCAACGCGCGACGUUCUUCGGAAACCUGACGCUUCAGCUGGAGAGCGUAUGCGCUGAUAUAGCCGCGCAUCCUAUCCUAUCUACCGCGCCGGCUGUUGAUGCCCUUGGUUUCUCGCAGGGCGGCCAGUUUCUGAGAGGAUAUAUCGAGCGAUGUAAUAGUCCGCCUGUGAGGAGUUUAGUAACGUUUGGAAGCCAACAUAACGGGAUCUCAGAGUUCCAAGCGUGUGGAACUACAGACUGGCUCUGCAAAGGCGCACAAGGCCUCUUACGCUCAAACACCUGGUCGAGUUUCGUACAGAACCGAUUAGUUCCCGCGCAGUACUUUCGCGAUCCGCUACAAUACGAUGAUUACCUGCUGUAUUCGAAUUUCCUGGCUGAUAUCAACAAUGAGCGGGUGUUGAAGAAUCAGACGUAUAAGGAGAAUAUGGAGAAGCUUGAGAGGUUUGUGAUGUAUAUCUUUGAGGAUGAUACGACUGUGAUUCCGAAGGAGUCCGGGUGGUUUUCGGAGGUCAAUGGGACGCAGGUUACGUUGUUGAGGGAUCGGGAGUUGUAUAAGGAGGAUUGGAUUGGGUUGAAGAGUUUGGAUAAGAAGGGAGCUUUGAAGUUUGAGACGACGGAGGGGGGACAUAUGCAGUUGACUGAUAAGUUGUUGAAGACGGUGUUUGAGCAGAAUUAUGGACCGUUUGGGAAGAAGUUUGCGAAGAGUUGGGAGGAGGCGGCGUAUGACUAUGUUACGAGGCACACCGAUAUGUAA
Messenger RNA from Glarea lozoyensis ATCC 20868, 1020 nucleotides. RefSeq names its product alpha/beta-Hydrolase. The transcript has a single exon. Gene Ontology annotation, cellular component: lysosome. NCBI's taxonomy places the organism in Eukaryota, Fungi, Ascomycota, Leotiomycetes, Helotiales, Helotiaceae. Gene Ontology annotation, molecular function: thiolester hydrolase activity; palmitoyl hydrolase activity. The record is from RefSeq and is a predicted model, not a curated record. The coding region runs from base 1 to 1020 and encodes 339 amino acids.